AUGUGGGCGCAUUGCAUUAUUCUCUGUGAAAGUGCUUGUGACAUUGUGGCUAUGUCUGGGAGAGGAAAGGGCGUUGGUGGGAAAGCUCGCUCCAAGGCGAAGUCUCGGUCGUCCCGGGCUGGCCUGCAGUUCCCGGUGGGCCGUGUUCAUCGGCUCCUGAGAAAGGGUAACUAUGCUGAGCGUGUGGGUGCCGGAGCGCCGGUCUAUCUGGCUGCGGUGCUCGAGUAUCUCACGGCUGAAAUCCUCGAGCUGGCCGGUAACGCUGCCCGGGACAACAAGAAGACCCGCAUCAUCCCCAGGCACCUCCAGCUGGCCGUGCGCAACGACGAGGAGCUCAACAAGCUGCUGGGAGGGGUGACCAUCGCUCAGGGUGGGGUGCUGCCUAAUAUCCAGGCCGUGCUGCUGCCCAAGAAAACCGCCGCUGGGGGCGCCACUAAAAAGUGAAGAGACCGUUAUUUCAUCUGACGACCCAAAGGCUCUUUUAAGAGCCACCCACAGUAUCUGUGAAAGAAACUAGACCGUCACCACUGCCGAGUUAAUUUUAAUUUCCGGUAACACAAUAUUCACCCUGCCAUCAGUUAGUGUUACUGAGCUAUAACCGCCUGGACGGAAUGUAUCCAUGCGGCAGAUUCCUGUAAUUGCAUUGGAAAGAUCCGACACUCGUGGAGGAACAUCAAUAAAUUUAGAAAUCGGGAAAUAAUGACCCCGGUAGCCGCAAAGCGACUCAGUAUCUGUUGACAUGAUGUCUUCGACCCUGCAGUACUGUACCCCCUCCGCAUGUGCUUUCUUUCCUCAUCUCGGGUCUCUGCUCCCAAAAUGAGGUUUUGGGUGGCUCUGAAGAGAGAAUGGCGGUUGUAUGUUUAGAACUGAAGGAGUUAUUGAACGUGUGCUGUAUUUUGUGACCAAUGUUUGAUUUAAAGAUUUGAGAUUGUUUCAUUUGUUUUAUUUCAACAUUGGUUUUUUGAUGAAUGAGCUGAAACGAGUAUUUAAAACAAACUAGCAUCUAAUCGAUGGUUCUGGCGAUUUAAGUCUAGGAUUACUGAUACCAAUGUUCAUGGACUAGAAUUUAAUCGAGUGGAUUGGGGUGAUUUAUAUCGAGAUAUG
Rhincodon typus (whale shark) is the source of this 1104-nucleotide messenger RNA. Its product is annotated as late histone H2A.2.2-like. The record is from RefSeq and is a predicted model, not a curated record. The coding region runs from base 1 to 444 and encodes 147 amino acids. Gene Ontology annotation, molecular function: structural constituent of chromatin; DNA binding; protein heterodimerization activity. Lineage: Eukaryota; Metazoa; Chordata; Chondrichthyes; Orectolobiformes; Rhincodontidae. Gene Ontology annotation, cellular component: nucleosome. The transcript has a single exon.